GGUCCUAGAGCGAGGAACCCUAGGAAGCUGUCCUAGGCUGAGCCUGACUCAGUUUCCCCUGUGAUCCAUGAAGGCAGUUUUCCGUGUGCGCUGAAUGGUGGUCCUUGAGCCUCAGCACACCUCUCUGCGCUGAUGACGGACUUUUGACGAGGCACGGUCGCAGCCCGUCGCUGCAGGCUGUGAGGAAGGCGGUUCCAGAGACAGGCGGAGUCACUGCUCCGGCUCCAGCAUGGCGGCGGCCGUACGCGCUGCAGGUUGUCUCCCUGCACUGUGUAGCGUGCAGACAGGUCACUUCCUGUCUAGGCAGCUCUCUUUAAACACUUUCCCAGGAGCAGCCACUUCCUUUUUGGCAGUGAAGACAGCCCUCAGCCACGGCUCUUUGUCACCAAGGGAAACAAGACACAACCACUGUCUGACCAGCUUGAGCCAUGCGCUGCAGACACAGUGCAGCAUUUCCUCUCCCAGCAACUGGAUGGGACAGCAGUACAGACCCUACAGCUUCUUCACCAAACUGACUGCAGAAGAACUCUGGAAAGGUGCAUUAGCAGAGACUGGAACUGGAGCAAGGAAAGGCAGAGGCAAAAGAACAAAGAAAAAGAGGAAGACGGAUUUGAACAGAGGCCAGAUUAUCGGUGAAGGGCAGUCUGGUUUCCUGUGGCCUGGUUUGAAUGUUCCUCUUAUAAAAAGUGGAGUAGUCCAGAACAUUGGCCAAAGAAGCAAAGAAGAGCAGCAGAAGGUGGAGGCCAGCAUGGCCGAGCAGAGAGAAGAGCGGGACCGGAAGAAGAAGAUAAAAGUCAAACGGGAACGUGGCUGGAGUGGGAACACAUGGGGGGGUGUCAGCAUUGGCCCCCCAGAUCCGGGACCCAAUGGAGAAACAUAUGAAGAUUUUGAUACCAGGAUCCUUGAGGUAAGAAACGUUUUCAAUAUGACAGCAAAAGAGGGAAGAAAGAAGUCGGUCCGAGCCCUGGUUGCUGUUGGGAAUGGAAAUGGGGCUGCAGGUUUUGCUAUUGGGAAAGCCGCUGACCGGGCCGACGCUUUGAGAAAGGCAAAGAACCGAGCGAUUCAUUACUUGUAUUACAUAGAACGAUAUGAAGGACAUACAAUAUUCCAUGAUAUUUCAUUAAGAUUCAAAAGGACACAGAUCCGGAUGAAGAAACAACCCAGAGGUUAUGGCCUCCGCUGCCACAGGGCCAUUAUCACCAUCUGCCGCCUCAUCGGCAUCAAGGACAUAAGCGUGAUGAACCUGUCGAUCUGGCGGUAG
Mastomys coucha (southern multimammate mouse) is the source of this 1261-nucleotide messenger RNA. RefSeq names its product mitochondrial ribosomal protein S5 (gene Mrps5). Bases 230 to 1261 code for a protein of 343 amino acids. Lineage: Eukaryota; Metazoa; Chordata; Mammalia; Rodentia; Muridae. Gene Ontology annotation, cellular component: ribosome. Gene Ontology annotation, biological process: translation. The record is from RefSeq and is a predicted model, not a curated record. Gene Ontology annotation, molecular function: structural constituent of ribosome; RNA binding. The transcript is spliced from 12 exons.